AUGGUCCCCAUUUUCGCAUACUGGAAUGUCAAAGGGCUCGGGGAGCAGAUUCGUCUUCUGUUGAGAUACCUGGGGGUGGAGUUCACUGACAAACAAUACAAGAUUGGUCCAGCUCCGACCUACGACCGUAGUGCAUGGCUGCCGGAGAAGUUCUCGUUGGGUCUGGACUUUCCCAAUUUACCCUACUACAUCGACGACGACUUCAAGUUGACUCAGUCUGGGGCCAUUUUGGAGUACAUUGCUGAUAAACACGGCAUGAUUCCUGAUUGCAAAAAGCAACGUGCGGUGCUGCAUAUGCUUCAAUGCGAGGUUGUAGACUUGCGCAUCGCGUUUGCGAAGACUGGUUAUUAUCCCGAUUGCAAGAAGGUGAAGCAGGACUUUUUGGAGGCACUGGCACAAAAACUGCCGAACUUUGAGGCCUAUUUGGGUGAAAAGGAAUGGCUUACUGGUGAUAAGAUCAACUAUCCCGACUUUGGUCUGUGCGAUCUGUUGAUGCAGAUGUCGAGGUUUGAGCCAACGUGUCUGCAGAAGUACCCCAAACUGCAGGCCUACUUGUCGCGUUUCGAGAAUUUGCCUGCAUUGAAGGAUUACCUAGCUUCGAAGUAA
Messenger RNA from Echinococcus granulosus, 606 nucleotides. RefSeq names its product Glutathione S-transferase. Gene Ontology annotation, biological process: glutathione metabolic process. Gene Ontology annotation, molecular function: glutathione transferase activity. The coding region runs from base 1 to 606 and encodes 201 amino acids. The transcript has 8 exons. Lineage: Eukaryota; Metazoa; Platyhelminthes; Cestoda; Cyclophyllidea; Taeniidae. The record is from RefSeq and is a predicted model, not a curated record.